UAAAAGUACAUAUAGCAGCAAAUUGAGACUUCGAGACUGCCGACAUUCGUUUAGGCAUUAACAGUUCCGGAAAAUAAGAAUCGCAAGCAACAACAAUGUUUAAGAAGUCCAAACCAAAGAAGGAGCCACCACCAACUGCCCCAACUGUGGAUGAAAUGCUGGCGGAUAUGGAAACAUUUGAAGUGCAACAGCCUCCAGUAGAAAGCAGCUCGGAAAUUUCAGAUUUGGAACAUGAACUAUUGACGGAGCCGGAGAAUCUACCGCUUCAGUCGUGGUGGAAAGUGUUUGAUGCCUACGAUCAAAAGGUGGCGAAAUUGACUGGCACAGUAGACACCUUGGAGUCCCAAAAAAAGCAAUUACAGUCCUGCUGCGAGGUGCUGGAGAAGAGUGCCCAAGAACUACGUGAAGGCAUUCAAAAGCAGCUGUCGUUGAUUAAGAAAUCUGUUAAUUAAUAUGUAAGGCGUGUUUAAGAGGAUAUGUAUAUUGUCUAAAUAGAUUUUAAAUUCUGCAAAAUGUAAAAUUCCUGUAAUAAAUAACGAAACUAUCGAUGGUAAACUAUCGAUACCUACCUGAAACAGUUUAAA
Drosophila persimilis is the source of this 584-nucleotide messenger RNA. RefSeq lists its product as uncharacterized. NCBI's taxonomy places the organism in Eukaryota, Metazoa, Arthropoda, Insecta, Diptera, Drosophilidae. The transcript has 2 exons. The record is from RefSeq and is a predicted model, not a curated record. Bases 96 to 452 code for a protein of 118 amino acids.